UUUAACUCAUAUAAACCCAUUACUCUUUCAUCAUCAUCAUUUUCCUUUCUUAUCAUCACUGCUCUUCAACAGUGGCAACUAUAGCAAGCAUUAUGGCUAAAGUUAAACCUACUACUCUCUCUCUUUUCCUUCUGAUCCUGUCCUUCAUUUCAGGGGGAAAUAUGAUUAUGGCAAAUGGACAGAAAACUUGGUGUGUGGCUAAGCCUUCCUCUGACCAGGCAACCCUGGUAGGAAACAUCAAUUUUGCAUGCUCUCAGGUUGAUUGCCAGAUUUUGCGUAGGGGCUGCCCUUGCUAUGCUCCUGAUAACCUCAUAAACCAUGCAUCCAUAGCCAUGAAUCUCUAUUACCAGGCCAAGGGAAGGAACCAUUGGAAUUGUGAUUUCAGAAACACUGCUCUCAUUGUCCAGACUGAUCCAAGUUAUGCUAAUUGCAUUUACGCGUAGUGGUUGGAGUAAGAAAGGUUGUAAACUCGUAAUUUGGGCUGAGACCAAAACUAUGUGGAACUUUGUUGUUUCCUGAAUUUAGCUUGUAAUUUCUACCAAUAGCUACUUAGAUAUGGAAUAUAUUGCUGCAGAUAAACAGCAAAACCAAGUUAACAUUUUA
Molecule: messenger RNA, 603 nt
Organism: Quercus lobata
Lineage: Eukaryota; Viridiplantae; Streptophyta; Magnoliopsida; Fagales; Fagaceae
Product: Carbohydrate-binding X8 domain superfamily protein
Exons: 4
Coding region: 93-443 (116 amino acids)
Source: RefSeq, a predicted model, not a curated record